Molecule: messenger RNA, 1274 nt
Organism: Theobroma cacao (cacao)
Lineage: Eukaryota; Viridiplantae; Streptophyta; Magnoliopsida; Malvales; Malvaceae
Gene: LSM1A
Product: Small nuclear ribonucleoprotein family protein
Biological process (GO): deadenylation-dependent decapping of nuclear-transcribed mRNA
Cellular component (GO): Lsm1-7-Pat1 complex; P-body
Molecular function (GO): mRNA binding
Source: RefSeq, a predicted model, not a curated record
AGAUUAGAAAAGAAGGGAAAAAACAAAAGAUUGAAUGAUUGAUCCACCAAGGCUUUUAAUUUUGCUUCUUGCCAGGAAAAGCUCUAAACCUAAACCUAACUCUCCCUUCUCUUUCUCUCUCUUCUUCGUCUCCCUCAUAAAAGCUUCCUACAAUUUGGUCAAUAAAGCUAGGGUUUUACAGCUUUGGAGGUGAUCUCUUCUGGGUUCACUCUUUUUGAGAGAGAGGUUUUGCGAAGAUUUGAAUUUUUUUCUUUGUUGGUGGGGAAGAGUGGUUUAAACAUUGGAGGGUUGAUUGGGAAGCCAAUGCCAUUUGUUUGGAAAAUUGGAAUUGAAGUAUCAAGGAAGAAUAAUUUCCAUGUCUUGGGCUGGCCCUGAUGAUAUCUUUCUCUCCACUUCUCUUGCCACCUAUCUUGACAAAAAGCUUCUUGUCUUGCUGAGAGAUGGCAGGAAACUUUUGGGAUUACUGCGUUCUUUUGACCAAUUUGCUAAUGUUGUUCUAGAAGGAGCUUGUGAGCGCGUUAUUGUUGGUGAUCUGUACUGUGACAUCCCCUUAGGUCUAUAUGUAAUCCGUGGGGAGAAUGUUGUCUUAAUAGGAGAGCUGGACUUGGAAAAGGAGGAGCUUCCCUCACAUAUGACUCCUGUAUCGGCAGCCGAGAUAAAAAGGGCUCAGAAAGCAGAAAGAGAAGCUACAGAUCUGAAGGGCUCCAUGAGAAAAAGAAUGGAGUUCCUUGAUUUUGAUUAAUAGGUCCUGCUAUUUUCUUAGAGUUCAUGCCAUAUUCGCAAAUAUUAGUGCGAUUGUGACCCAAAAUUUGAACAAGGGUGGGAUAGGCAUGAAAGAUUCUUACUUCAUCCCUGUUAUUGGAGGAGGAAGCUAGAAGAGGGGGAGAAAGUUUUAACCAUUCUGAAGACCUUAUCUGCUAAAAGGUUGGGAAGAGGAAGUUAAUUUUUCUGUCUCUUAAGAGGCAACGAUGAUGAUUUCCUUGCACCUCUGUAGCAUGGGCAAUAGCACUAUGUGCAAUACCUAUAAUUAGGUUCUUCAGUGAUUUUAUUGUUUUGAGAGUUUUCUGUUUAUACCAAAAAUUAUCUUGUUUCUCCUUGUUUUAGUUUCUCGUUUCUUCCUUUCUAGGCUCUUGCAUUUCAUUCGAAUAGAAAUUGUUUCAGAAUUGCUGUGGUUUGUUGCGUUGGUGCCGCAAUCUGUAAUGGCAGUCACGUACAAUUUAUUUGUAACGUGUUUAGUAAUGUUUCAUGAUCUUUACAUGCAGAAGUUUCUCCUA